CACCCAUCCACGCAGGUCACAGUGUAAGAAGAAAAAAUGGCGCGGUUUUGCAACUACAGCAGUGAAGUGAUUCUCAGAAGAAGCGGUUAUUCUUUUCAGAGUCUCUGACGUGUUGUUUAUUAUUAAAUUAAUGCAUUGUGAUUAUUAAACUGUUUAUUUUCUAGGGCAUGUAAAGCAGUCCGUUUUAGUAUCUCCUAACAGGCUACACACGAGCAGGUGUGUUUCGGAGGCUGAAAUGAACGGGGCUGUCAUCCCCCACACCCCGCUAGCCGUGGACUUCUGGCAUCUGCGGAAGUGCAGCCAGGCGCGCCUGUUCUUCCUCUCUCACAUGCACGCCGACCACACCAGCGGCCUGACCUCCACCUGGAGCAACAGACCCAUCUACUGCUCGCCUGUCACCGCCAAGCUGCUCAGGUUAAAGCUGCAGGUGAAGGACAGGUGGAUCCGCCCCCUGGAGGUGGGACACGCCCACCUGCUGCCCCUGGAUGAGGUGGGCAAGGAGACGAUGACGGUCACCCUGAUCGAUGCCAACCACUGCCCGGGCUCCGUCAUGUUCCUGUUUGAGGGCUACUUCGGCACCAUACUCUACACAGGUGAUUUCCGCUACACCCCGCUGAUGCUGAGGGAGCCAUGUCUCAGUAAGCACAAGCAGAUUGACGUGCUGUACCUGGACAACACCAACGCCAGCCGAGACCGGGUCUUGCCGUCCCGGAGCCAGGCCACCCAGUGGAUCAAAGAGCUCAUCCGCCAGCACCCCGAGCACAACAUCGUCAUCGGCCUUUACAAGCUGGGCAAGGAGUCCCUGUUGGUGGAGCUGGCGUUGGAGUUCCAGUCAUGGGUGGUGGUGAGCCCUGAGCGGAUGGAGACCAUGCGUGUGCUGGGCCUCCCGGAUGUGUUUGUCACAGAGGAGGGGGCUGGCAGAUUCAGAGUGGUGGAGCAGAGAGAGGUCAAGCACUCCGCCCUGAUUCAGUGGAACACCCAGCACCCAACCCUGGCCAUCCUGCCCACCAGCCGCCCGCUCACCCCCUGGCACUGCAACCUGCACGUAGUGCCCUACUCCGACCACUCCUCCUUCCAGGAGCUGGAGGAAUUUGUCAGGGCCCUGGAGCCCAGCUCUGUGAUCCCCAUCGUCGGAUCAUCCGCGUGUAACUUCUCUGCUUACCUGAGUCACCGGGAGCAGAGAGGUCCAGUGGAGGUGCCGGAAUCUGUGCAGCUGUUUAUGAAGAAGGACCACGACCCUCCAGCCAAGCAUGUGCCGGGACCACCCAGACACGGGCCCUAUAUCCCCAGGGGAGUGGUGUUUGAGUCGCCGGAGCACAAUCCCAGACCAAACCAGCGCCAGGGGGAGGAUAGGAAGACUGAACCCCCUCUAGAUGAGCUAGAGCCCCAAGUCAGGAAGACUGGACCCCCUCUAGACGAGCAAGAGCCCCAGGACAGGAUGACUGGACCCCCUCUAGAUGAGCUAGAGCCCCAGGUCAGGAAGAUUGGACCCCCUCUAGAUGAGGUAGAGCCCCAGGUCAGGAAGACUGGACCCCCUCUAGAUGAGCUAGAGCCCCAGGUCAGGAAGACUGGACCCCCUCUAGAUGAGCUAGAGCCCCAGGUCAGGAAGACUGGACCCCCUCUAGAUGAGCUAGAGCCCCAGGUCAGGAAGACUGGACCCCCUCUAGACGACCUAGAGCCCCAGCGCCAGGACCCUGAUUUUCCAAUCAAAGUGCUGGGAGACUGCAGCAGAGCUGCCACCCAGGUAGCAGUUAGACGCGGUAAGAAACUCCCUCGUUCACUUGCUUUCUGCGGCGGGAAUCGAAAGCAGAUGAAGCUGGAUGAUGUGUGGUAUAAGACUGGACUUGGUUCUUCAAAACAAGCUUCAGGUAACACACUUGAGGACAACCCAACCCUGAAGUCUUCCUGUGAGCUGUUCACUCCACCGAAGAGACUGAAUGAGUCGAAAGCAGAGGACAAAGACGACGGCGGGCUACAGGAGCCAUCAAGAAGAGAUCCUGGCUGCUUGGCAGAGGAUCUGGAGUGCCGUGCUUGGCAGGGAGUCUCCCAGAGGUCGUGGAGAGCUGAGAACGAGUCUGUGUGGCCACUUGGGAACGGCGCGCUUAUGAGGGAAUCUGGAGCAGAAUCAGCCUGGCUGUCUAAGAACACUGAAGCUGAAAACUGUCUUCAGCACACGAGAGAUGCAGUGCCUGUAGAUCGAGCUGGAUCCACCUGCCUCUCAGAGCAAGCAGGUUCGCCUUCAUUUCCAGAGUCUGCUGGUUUUACGACAGGAGCGCCGGUCCGAGCUGCUCGUUUCAAGGCUCUUGCAGCUACUUCCAGUCAACUUGCAGGGAAGUGCGGGCUCGCCCCCUUAAAUAAGGUGGGGCAUAAAGGUCUCUACGAGGGGGCAUCGCCGGUCCGAGCUGCCAGUUGCAAGGCUCUUGCAGCUACUUCCAGUCACCUUGCAGGGAAGUGCAGGCUCGCCCCCUUAAAUAAGGUGGGUCAUAAAGGUCUCUACGAGGGGGCAUCUACGGUCCGAGCUGCCAGUUGCAAGGCUCUUGCAGUAACUUCCAGCCACCUGGCUGAGAAGUACCGUCUCUCCCCCUUCAAUCGCGCGCAGCAGCGUUACCCAACGUUCGAUGAACUUGUGGAAAGAUGCACGGGGAGGUCCCAGAGAUCCUGAAACCCAACCGAGGGGCGUUCUGACCCCCCCCCCCAGGAGACCAAACCCCAAUACUGUGUGUGAGGUGUUUGCUGGAACAAGGAGAUGCAGCCGUUUAGAAAGCUGCUUGGACGGUAGAAGAGGAGCACUAUUUCUACCAGGAUGAGUGUGCAAAUCGACAGCAACUGCAAGCACAUUCUUAUCAUUAUUAUUGUUGUUUUUAUUUUUGUUGCAUCAGGUCCAAGUCAAUCCGUUCUACAAUGACAGUUCUUGACAGAGAAAGCUGUUGGAAGCUCUUCUCUGUAUUGGAGCCUGCGUGCCCCUCUCUGUACUUGUAUAUGUAAGUCUUGUGUCCACUCUGAAUAGCUGAACCCUAGGAGGUGUGCCAGCAGUGCUUCUGGUGUCUGCUGUUACACGCUGUGCUUUUCACAGUGACGGAAGAGCGUGCUCCGAUUUGUACAGUGUGUGAUUUCAAGUUCUUUCUGUGCAGAUUUGGUCUUGAUUAAAUAAUCCUGUUAAACCUGCGUUGUUCUGACGUGAACCAGCUCAGCAUCUUGUGUGUUUGGUGCAAAAAGAAAGAUUCAACUACACUGUCCCGUUCCUUGGGCCUGGGCUGGGAGAGUACAGUAAGAACUGUUUUGUAAAUUGCUCAAUACUGCGUUACAGUGCUUUUUGUUCAACACUUUUAUGUAUUCAUGUUCACUGAUUUUCUUUGCCUGGUAUAUGUGCAGUACUGUACUUGAGUGUUUUAGACCCAGUGCUGUACAUGAAUGUGUUCAUUUAUAAUCCUCCCAGCAUUAAUAAAGAGACUACAAUGUAGUGUAACCACGCCCUCUCGGAGAUACUUUCACAUAUUUGAUGGACCUCUGGAACCAAUUAAAUGGGAUAUGACAGGUUCUACUGUAGACUUGAUUUUAGUAUUUAUUCAUUUGUAUUUUACUUUUGUAUUUCAGAGUUAUAGAGAUUUUCAUACACCGUAUUCAAUUACAAUUCUCAAUGCACCAGGAUGGUAAGGAUGAAACAAACGAAAGAAAGAAAGAACAUCUGUGCCCUUUCCCCUUAAAAUAUUCUGUUAUAGGAUUUGAUUUUCAAUUGGAAUUUAUAUGAACUUUAACAGCUGUAGUUGGGAUCCUUUUGUGCCAGGCUCUGUUUGUCCAAACAGUUUCACUACAGCAGGGAUGGAAAUAAGACUCCCAUUGCAUAGCAGUUUGAUCCAGUCCUGGUUUUACUGUGCUUAAUAAGACACACCUGAGCUUGUUACUCUGUGGCUAAUCACGCUCGUAGUAAAACCUGGAAUGGGUGAAACUGCUAUGCAAUCUGAGUCUUAUUUCCAUCUGGUACAGUUAGCAGAGCUUCAGUCCUGUAGACUGGGCAAUGCUUUAAUACUUGUUCAUGAAGUAAGUGUUUAAAGUAACUUCUGAGAAUCGGGGCAUGUGCUGUACGAUUUUUCUUUUGCAAGGAAUUUGAACAAAAAACUGCAGAACAAAUCGCGGCACUUUGUGUAUGCCCGCCUGCGUCGUUCUUAACGGCUCAGUGAAGCGAAACAAACAUUUGAUUGUAAAGACAGCGUUCAGGGAAAAUGCAUUCUCCUCAUGCGUGUGUUACUCGCUGUUCCUGAUUGGACGUGGAUACAGCGCGGAGGGCUGUGCUGGAGAUUCGGAUUGAUUACAGGCAGAACUCGUUCUUGUGUUAUUAUAAGAUAAUUGAACAGUAGAGGAUACCGAUCCCAGAUGUUAGCUGGAGGGCUUGACUGCGUUCCAAAGGGUUCUUCAGAAGAGCGCAUGUUUACAGGACUGUACAGAACUCAAAGGUGUAACAAACAAGGAAAGCAACACAGAGGUCAACCCCAGUUCUGUUACAGGAGCCCCAAUAGCCCAAAAUUAAGCCAUGUGAACUUGCAGCUAUAGCCAGAAGUUGUGCAUCACCCGUAGAAUUAACUAAUUUUGCUUCAUGAAGUCAAAUGAAGCCUGCUGAAUAAUGUUACGUUAACAUAUUGAAUCACACACCGCUUUGUAGCUUUCCAUAUACUUAACGAAAAACUGACAAAUUCAAAAAUGUGACAUUUCAAAAUCUAACGUGAAAUAGUGUACUACUAGCAUGGCUUCCGGUAGACUUUUGCAAUAUCAUUUUGUAGUUUCUUUACAUGAUGCUAAAUAAAAUAUCUAAAAUUAUUAUUAUUAUUAUUAUUUUAAUUGCAUCGCAAUACUAAAGUUCAAGGUGAUGCAAAACUUUGAGCCAUAGCUACGAAUACAAACAUCAGAUCUUCUGGAUCUUGGUGGAAUCGCCUGGCUGUUCUUAUGCAAAGUGUGAGUCAUGUUCUAGGAAUUCAGCGCCGUGUUCUUGUCCUGUAAGGAGACCUGCAGCCACACGACAGCGUCCUUGGUGGAAUUCUGUUAACGUUGAUUGUCCUCAAACUACAUUCUAGAUCCGUAUAAAGAAAGAACAUCUUGUAACGUUAAACACGGCUGUUUAGUUUUUACAGAGAGACGGAUACUGCGAAGCAUAACCAGGUUCUUUUAUGUCAUUGCUUAGAAACAGGGCUGUUUGUCCCACUCCAGUGAACGGCUUCGACUUUCAUUUUCAUCACAGUCGGUCAUUUUAGGAGCUCCCGAUGCGAACAAACAGAUGUUACACAAACAAUAGUGGACCAGCUUUACGAAGCGAUUGGUGCAGUGCAGAGCUUGCUUCACUGGAAUGCAUUCAUUUAUUUUUAUAAUUCCUGUCCGAAGGGGCUAUAACGGAAACGUGCAUCUGUCGCGCUUUGCAUUUUUCCAUGUGUCUAGAGAAGGGCUUGUUCAGUUGUGGCGAGGUCAUGUAAUGGGAAAGUUACAUUUUACUGUCUACAGUUUGCUGGCUUUACUAGGUCCGUAGGACAAACAGAACUUUAGUUAUAGAAUAAAGUGUGAUUUGUUUUUAAUAAGUAUAUAAAAUAUAGAAAUAAAGUUUAAAGAUGCUUAUUGUACAUAGUUCCUCUUUCUUGUUGAAGGGCAAGUGGCCCAUAUAAGGGAUUCAGCAACCGCAAGCUGCAUCUGUGACACUUCUCAGAAAUGUCACCGAACUAGUUAGAAGAGGUACAACUGACAGGAUGCUUGCAAUUUAGAUAAGUUGUUAUAUGAUUGGUCUCAUCUUAAUCUUCCAAGCUGUUGCUAUCCAACAUAUGCUGAGUUAAGCUUCUGUGAUGGGCUCGCAAUAACUGUAGGUUGCAAGGUAUAUAUUAUGCUUACUGACUCUGCGUAGUCAGAACUCUACUCGAUGUUUUUCUAACACCACGUGUGUUGAGAGUGUUCUCGGGUUUGCAAACCAUUAAACUUGUUUUACUCCA
This is a messenger RNA of Acipenser ruthenus (sterlet), 5963 nucleotides long. RefSeq lists its product as uncharacterized. The transcript is spliced from 5 exons. NCBI's taxonomy places the organism in Eukaryota, Metazoa, Chordata, Actinopteri, Acipenseriformes, Acipenseridae. Gene Ontology annotation, biological process: double-strand break repair via nonhomologous end joining; protection from non-homologous end joining at telomere; interstrand cross-link repair. Gene Ontology annotation, molecular function: damaged DNA binding; 5'-3' DNA exonuclease activity. Bases 236 to 2662 code for a protein of 808 amino acids. The record is from RefSeq and is a predicted model, not a curated record.